Pomacea canaliculata is the source of this 2858-nucleotide messenger RNA. RefSeq names its product nuclear receptor subfamily 1 group D member 2-like. Gene Ontology annotation, biological process: regulation of DNA-templated transcription. The record is from RefSeq and is a predicted model, not a curated record. The coding region runs from base 1318 to 2673 and encodes 451 amino acids. The transcript has 3 exons. Gene Ontology annotation, molecular function: zinc ion binding; DNA-binding transcription factor activity; sequence-specific DNA binding. Lineage: Eukaryota; Metazoa; Mollusca; Gastropoda; Architaenioglossa; Ampullariidae.
GCAGCUGGAGGUCACCGGAGCGGCCCACUGUCGGCUGUGGGUAGGGCAGGAUGUCAAGUCUCGGUGGGUGCAACUGGGUCACGAGUCCCGUGAGGCUCAGUCACACAUGACGUCACGACAGCACAGUGAGGCUGUGGGCUUUUCAUGGUAUCAGUUGGGCGGCAGGAAGUUAACCCACCCGCCUCGAGGCCGAGGGUAGGUGUCCCGACUGGACAACGUUUGACCCCGGUGAGAGUUGUGAACUUUCAUCUGUCACCUCCCCGCGCGGAUGCUGCAGCAGACGACAGUGUGUACGGCGUGGUGGACCCUCCGUCGUCGCUGUCGCUAAGUAGGGCUGAGGUCUGCUGGUUGUUGCCAAGGUCUGGAUCACUUGUAAGGCUCGUGAAUGGCAGAGGGACCUGCAGGCCAUUUCCAGAUGGAUGACGAUGCAGUGGAAUCGUUGCUGCGGACCCUGGAGGAGAUGACGGACUCCGCCAUUAACAAAGGGAGCCCACUGAGUGACGAAGGCGAGGGGUCCGAGAUGAGCAAGUGGCUGGAGGCUCCCCUGGGUCAUUUCUUCGACGCCUGUGCGUCCAUACCUCAGUUUACCUCUUCCUCCCAUCUUCAGGACAAUGCCACACGCAGCAGACAGCCAGGCAAUCCAUCCUUUGCCUCGAGGUUCUCUGAAAUCCGUGUACAAAGUGAACCAGGAACAUCUGCGAUUCCUGCGCCAUUGUCUGCAGCAUCUGUGAAUCUUGGUUUCCAGAGCGUGGGGUCACCGAGCGUAGAUGGGGUCUCCCAAAGAGUGAUUGGCUCUGUAACCAAUAGCAACAGGUCCCAGGGUGACACUGAAAGCUCCAUCCUUUGCUGUGACACUAACAGUUUUGUUCCAGCUUGUGACAAGCAGGGCAUUACGCUUUUCCGGGACAUCCACGACUUUGCGCCUUUUCGUGACCACCGAAACACCAUGGCAACCAGUGACCAUCCUGGCACAGUUCACUCUCGUGACCACCGAAACACCAUGAACCAGGCUGACCGGGAACUCGAGCCACGGUGGGCAUCAUCCACGUCUCACUUGACGACUUUUCUUAAGAAUGACGUGACUGCUAACGAAGAAAGUGAUGACGACGUAGAUUACGUAGACGACAACAGCCGUGCAGCUGUCGGUAACAGCUGCUUAGCAGACAGUUUCUUUGCCACGAAGACACUGACAGCAACCAUCCCCGAUGUACACCUUGAUGGCGAGACUCUAGACAACACGGACAAUUCCCGCGAAUCGACGAACUCGACAAUGUCCUCGUGGGAUGACCUCUUGAAUUCGAUUGACCAGGAGGAAAAAUGCUCCUCCUGUACGGACAGCAACCGGUUCGGCGGCAUGACCGUCCUGCAGGUCUUGGCGCAAAGCCGCCGCCAGAGGUUGUUCUGGAAGACUCUCCAUCAAGACAGUCGCCCAGCCUCAGCCCGGUGCAGAACACACGGUCAGCCAAGAGCACAGAGUGGACAGCGGUGUUCGAAAAAUAUGUACCUAAGGAAAAAAAGACGACGGCUCCAGCUGGGCAUGCGCAAAAGCUUCUUCCGCCUUGUCGCAUUUGUUCGCAGCCGGGAACUGGCCUGCACUAUCGGGGUCAACACAUGCGAAGCCUGCAAAGGGUUUUUCCGGCGGUCGCUGGUGAGAAAACGUCCGUACGUGUGCAAAGGUCGAGGAACACGUGCGAUCUCAACGGAAACCAAAAGAGAAUCUGUGCUGCCUGCCGUUACAAGCGUUGCCUGUCCGUGGGGAUGUCACAAGAGGCCAUCAAGCAGGGCCGCUACACCUAUCAAAAGCGUACUCAAGAUUACUACGAGCUUCAACGUCUGGAGGCCGCAUCGGGUCUGGACGGCCCCCACCUGACCGACGUGGACGUGGAUGCCAUCGUCGAGGGCCUGCUGGACGCCAGUAAGCACGUGCUGACCAACGCUGACGUCCCUGCUGACGUCAUGGAAUGGAAGUCUCGGCAGGCCUCUGAGAGCUGCGAGCUGCGCAAGCGCACCUUCGGGCUGCACGCGCUGUCGCCGGAAGAGCACGAGGAGAUUUACCGCACCACCGGCAUCGACAUCGACGGCAGGAAAAGCCUGAUCGAGUUCGUCGCCACCUGCCUGGAGCGGUACAUCAAAGGAUAUGUCCGCUUUGCCCGCGGCAUCCCGCACUUCAAACACCUGCCCUUGAACGACCAGGCCAACCUGCUGAAGGCCGGCCGCAAGGAGUUCUGGUACCUGGGUGCGUACAAGGGUUACUCCAAGAAGUACCAGACGUUCUACGCACCCAACGGCGUGGUGUACACCAAGACGGAACAGGCCCUGUUGCUAGGCAAUGAGUACUGCGACUACGAGUUCAAGAUCGCAGACCAGUUCCAGCGCUGGGACGUGACCAGGGACGAGCUGGUCGUCCUCAAAGCCAUCUGCUUGGCCUUCACCGACCGGUGCGACCUGGAGGAGCCCAAGAAGGUGGAAGAGAUCCAGACUCUGCUGUUGAAGUGCUUCUACAUGCUGUUGUCACGGCGACACGACAACCCCAACAUGGCGUUCGCGCAGGCUCUCGACAAGCUGGUGGCGCUGCGAGACCUGACCGAGUUCGACAUCAAGAAUCGGUCUCGAACUCUGGUCCGGUCAGCGUACAUGGAGCAUCCUGUACUGAGGGAAGUGGCUCUGUUUUGACGAGUCCUUCUCGUAGACCUCGAGUAUUAGAAUUCUCUGCAGCAACAUGGCAUACUUUGAGACAGAUUGUUCUCUGGAUGAUGCGAACUAAUAAACUUUCUAAACGCAUGUCCUGUCUGCACUAAGACGAAACCAUCCUGAAAUCAUGUGUGCAUUUACUAAUGUGAAAAUAAAGGGAAACAAUA